Messenger RNA from Closterium sp. NIES-65, 378 nucleotides. The record is from the annotation of a GenBank genome assembly. Lineage: Eukaryota; Viridiplantae; Streptophyta; Zygnematophyceae; Desmidiales; Closteriaceae.
AUGGAAGCUCAUUAUGUCACCGCUCUGGCCAAGGAUCCGAAAGAUCCGCUCCUCCUUCGCAACUUCGCGCGAUUUCUUUACGAGGUCAAGGGAGAACACGAAGAAGCUGAGAAACUCUUCGAGCGUGCUAUAACCGAAGCUCCUUAUGACGGGGAACUUCUGGUUCAGUACGCGAAGCUCCUAUGGGAAGGCAUGGGCGAUGCAAAUAAGGCCUCCAUUUUCUUCGAGCGAGCAGUCAGCGCUGCACCCCAGGACUGUUAUGUCCUGGCUGCGUAUGCAUCCUUUCUCUGGAAUUUCGAUUCCCUGCCUGAGGAGAACCCCAGCGUCAUGGCUCCUGCUCCUCCGUUCCUCCCCGCCACAUCUGCUGGUUGCGGAUAA